This is a messenger RNA of Gopherus flavomarginatus (Mexican gopher tortoise), 1450 nucleotides long. RefSeq names its product HtrA serine peptidase 4 (gene HTRA4). Gene Ontology annotation, molecular function: protein binding; serine-type endopeptidase activity. Gene Ontology annotation, cellular component: extracellular region. The transcript is spliced from 9 exons. Gene Ontology annotation, biological process: programmed cell death; proteolysis; positive regulation of apoptotic process. The record is from RefSeq and is a predicted model, not a curated record. Bases 1 to 1401 code for a protein of 466 amino acids. Lineage: Eukaryota; Metazoa; Chordata; Testudines; Testudinidae.
AUGGGGCCGUCCCCCUGCUGGCUCUUGCUGCUGCUGGCCGCCCCCCUGGGGGAGCCGCGGCCGCCCCCGGCCGUGCCCUGCCCGGCGGUGUGUGAGCCGGCGCGCUGCCCCCCGCGGGACCCCCAGCUCUGCCUGGCCGCCGGGGGCCUGCUCCAGCCCGACCGCUGCGGCUGCUGCUGGCUCUGCGCGCCCGGGGAGGGGCGGCCCUGCGCCGCUGGGGGGCUCUGCGCCCACGGGCUGCGAUGCCAGCGCCCCGCAGCCCUCCGGGCCCGGGGCGGCACCUGUCUCUGUGCCGAGUCCCCCCAGCCCGUGUGCGGCAGCGACGGCCGCACCUACCGCAGCCUGUGCCAGCUGCGGGCCGAGAACCGGCGGAAGCGGCUGGGGGACGCGCCCCCGGCCAUCCCCGUGCAGCAGGGCGGCUGCGGGGAGCCAGGCUCCUUCCAUCCUGACAGCCUGAGGUACAAGUUUAAUUUUAUUGCUGAUGUUGUGGAGAAGAUUGCUCCAGCUGUUGUCCAUCUUGAGCUCUUUCGCAGGGUGUCCUACUCAAGCCAAGAAGUUCUUGUGUCCAGUGGCUCCGGAUUCAUAGUGUCAGAGGAAGGACUGAUUGUCACUAAUGCGCAUGUCCUCACCAAUAAGCAGAGAAUCAGAGUGGAGCUCAAGAGCGGGGAGCAGUACGAAGCUAAAAUCAAAGAUGUUGACCACAAGUUGGACAUAGCCCUGAUCAAAAUAUAUCCUGAUACUGCCCUCUCUGUACUACUGCUGGGCAGAUCCUCUGACCUCCGUCCUGGGGAGUUUGUGGUGGCGCUGGGCAGUCCCUUCUCCUUACAAAACACUGUAACGACAGGAAUCGUCAGCAGCACUCAAAGAGGCAGCAAGGAGCUUGGCCUGAAGGACUCUGACAUGGCAUACAUUCAGACAGAUGCCAUCAUCAAUUAUGGAAAUUCAGGUGGGCCAUUGGUGAACUUGGAUGGUGAAGUUGUAGGGAUAAAUACGCUGAAGGUAACGGCUGGCAUCUCCUUUGCCAUCCCCUCUGACCGAAUCCGUCAGUUCCUAGAAGAAUCUCACGACCGGCAGAUGAAAGGGACGAUUCGACCCAAGAAGAAAUACAUGGGAUUCCGAAUGCUUCCCCUCACUUUUAAUCUCAUCCGUGAACUGAAAAUCUAUGAUAAAGACUUCCCAGACCUGAACUCUGGAGUUUAUGUUUUUGAAGUGAUUCAAGGAACUGCUGCUGCAAGCUCUGGCCUGAGAGAUGGUGAUGUGAUUAUCAGCAUUAAUGGAAAAACAGUCACCUCAACAGAAGAUGUAAGUGAAGCUGUUAAAGACAAUGAUGAUCUUUCAGUUGUGGUUCGUCGAGGAAAUGAAGAUGUGAUCUUGAAUAUAAUUCCAGAUGAAAUUGAUUAAAGGCUGACUUCUAUCAGAAAUAGUUUCAUUAAACGAAGUCAGACCUGCA